AGUUGACCACUUCAAUGAUAAUAUCUUCUGUUUUGGUGGAUCAAAUUCGUGAGAAUCCAUCUAUUAAACCAAUUGAUAUUGUUAAGGAUUUCAAGCAAAAAUAUGGUCUUGAUGUCUCUUAUCGUAAGGCCUGGUUAGCAAAAGAACUGGCUAAGAGAACAGUUCAUGGUGAUGAAUCCCUCUCUUAUCGUCAAUUAGUUUGGUAUAGAGAUGCUUUGAUGACAACUAAUCCAGGGUCACACUGUAUCUUGGAGUGUGACCCCAGGACUUCCUCCUUUCAGAGAUUAUUUGUUUGCUAUGGUGCUUGCAUUGAGGGGUUUCGAUGGUGCAGACCUUUGUUGUUCAUAGAUGUAACAUUCCUGAAAAGCAAGUAUAAUGGGUACUUAAUUGGUGCUACUGGGAAAGAUGGAAAUCAAGGAACUUUCCCCUUUGCUUUUGCUAUCGUGGACUCGGAAAAUGAGGACAACUGGAGCUGGUUCUUUGAAAAUUGAUCUAUAGUUUUGACUGCACAAGGUAGGACAAUUACAUUGGUAUCUGAUUGUAACAAAAGUCUGGCAGAAUCUGUUUCAAAGAUAUUUCCAGCAUCGCAUCAUGCAUCCUGUUUGCAGUAUUUGAAACAGAACCUUAUUUCUAUAUAUUCAUCUAUCUAUGGUAAAUCUUUCGGGAAUCGAAUUGUUGAUCUUUUUUUGAAAUGUGCUUAUGCUCACAGUGAAGCGGCUUUUGAGUUUCAUUUGAGAAAUUUAAAACAUGAACGGGGGUGCUCUGUUUAUGACUUUUCUAGAAGAUCAUCCUAAGGAGUAUUGGUCAUAUGCCUAUUUUAAGGGCAAUCGAUAUGGUGAAAUGUGUAACAAAGUUUCUGGAUCGUUUAGUUCUUGGAUUUUGGAGCUGUGCACUUUGCCUAUCUGUCAAAUGGUUGAUGGCAUCAGGAUUAAGCUCAUGGCAUUCAUGGCUGAAAAACGUUGUGAAGCAGAGGAAUGGAGUUCUGUUUUUUGUCCUGAGAUGGAGAAAACCUUGAACAACAACUUGAUGGUCUGUAGGAAUUGGAAGGCUUAUCGUUCUAGUCAAUCUGUUUUUGAAGUUCAUGCUGAAUAUUCUGUGAUGGUUGAUUUGGAUAAUCGUUUCUGCUCAUGUCAUGAGUGGCAGAUAAAAGGCUUUCCCUGUGCUCAUGCACUAGUUGCUAUUCAGAAAAAUAACUGGUGCAUUUAUGAUUAUGUUGAUGAUUACUUCAAGUCAAGCUACUUUAGAAGUUCAUGUGCUACUCUUAUGUCUCCCAUACCUGACAUUAGGAAUGUGAUGCAUGAGAUCCCAGACGACGUUGUCAUCAUGCCUCCGCUUGCUAAGAGGCGUCCAGGUAGGCCAAAGAAUAAAAUGGCUGAAUCUAUUGGUCAAGUUUCAAAAGUCAGAAAUUCUAGUCGAUGUGGUGUGGUUGGAAAGCAUAAUAAGAAGUGUACUGCAAAUAUCUGAUAAUGUUUUUCAGUAUCUUAGUUGUA
Rosa rugosa (rugosa rose) is the source of this 1490-nucleotide messenger RNA. RefSeq lists its product as uncharacterized. Gene Ontology annotation, molecular function: zinc ion binding. The transcript has 2 exons. Lineage: Eukaryota; Viridiplantae; Streptophyta; Magnoliopsida; Rosales; Rosaceae. The record is from RefSeq and is a predicted model, not a curated record. The coding region runs from base 748 to 1464 and encodes 238 amino acids.